CAAAGAACAUUCCUUACUGAGAGAGCCGAGUUCAACGCCCUACCCUCAAAUUCAAUUAUUCCACAUUUUACAGUUCUCGCGGGUGGUCCGGGUGCUCCUUCUCCCUUCGAAAUAUUCCAAGUGCGAGAACUUGGUUCCUCCCAUUUCCUAACUUGUCACCAUCACUCCAGGUACGGGUGCGGACAGAGAACUUUUGCUUCACGAUUUGGUCCUUCUAUUUGUUUCAGCAAAAAAACUCCGUUGCCAUGCAAGGGUUUGUCCAGAAAUCGGGGAGAGCCCGGACUAGCCGCGUCUCUCCCGCACACUUAAACGCGCUCCCGCGCCUAACUCCACCUCCACCGCUUCCUCCGACCUUACCAGGAGGGCAAGAAAAGUACGAGGUGGUUAUUGUGGGCUCGUAAGCUCCUCCUAUCCAAUCCUAGCUCCGCAUACACUCACGACCCAUCAUCAGCGGGCCAGCCGGAAUCUUCGCCUCAGUCCUCCUCGCUCGCUACGGCGUCACAAGCCUCCUAACUGUAGACGAGAAGCAUUCCCAAGCAGAGAUUGGGCACGCUGAUGGCCUGCAGCCACGCACCCUGGAAGUCCUUCAAUCCCUCGACCUUGCGCAUGAGCUCCUCACUCAGGGGUGCCAAUUCCAUGAAGUGGGCUUUUGGAACGCCGGUCCAGGGAAUAAAGGCAUUGUUAGAACUAACCGGGUGCCGAAUAUUUCGGUGCCUGCUAGGUUCCCGCAUGAGAUUACGAUCCAUCAAGGAAGGAUUGUGAAAAUUCUGAACGAGGAUCUUGAGAGGAAUGGUGGGAGGGUGCAGCUGGGUUGGAAGGUUAUCGGGUUUGAGAUUGAUGAGCCGGCGGAGGAGGGGGGAUUCCCUGUUGUCGUCAGGAUGAUCAGGGCUGGAAAGGAGGGGAAUGGGGAGGAGCGGGUCGUUCGGUGUAAGUACUUAUUUGGAGCAGAUGGAGCGAGGAGUGUGGUCAGACAGGGUAUGGGGCUACAGCUUGAGGGGGAUCAUACGGAUCAUGUUUGGUGUGUGCUCACUGGUUCUUGUGUGGAUGCCAUAUCACUGACUGAAAUGCGAGGGGUGUAAUGGAUACUGUCGUGAAAACACCCUUUCCAGAUAUCAGGAGGAAAUGCGCUAUCGUGAGUCUGCCGCCGUACUCUCCCAAGGACUUGGUUCAGACUAAAGAAGGAAAUAGCACUCUCCGGAAGGUUCGAUCAUGAUCAUCCCCCGAGAGCGCAUCUCCCCGAAGCAAGCAAUUACAAGAAUAUACUGCCAAAUAGAAGGUGAAGUGGAGAGAGACCAGGAUGUCAACAAGUUCAGGAGGAAGACCGACAAGCCGGCGAUCGGAGAUAUCAAACGCAUCGCGAGAGAGCGUCGCAAAAAGACCUCGGCUCAACAAAUCCAAUCACAGACCAAGAAAGUGCUAUCUCCUUAUAGUAUCGAAUUUGGCGAGGUAGAGUGGUGGGUGAGUUCACCCUUGUAGUUCAUCGCCGGCUUGAAGAAAAUGCGAGUGCUUAAUAGUAUAUCUCAAAUAGGCCGCUUACCAAAUCGGCCAACGUAUCUCCCCGCGGUUUUCCCAGUCCGAUUGCCACGGCACUCUUCGUGUGCACAUCGCCGGCGAUGCCUGCCACACCCACAGCCCGAAAGCUGGCCAGGGUAUGAACGUCUCCAUGAUGGAUGCGUACAAUUUCUCUUGGAAAGUGGCGCAUGUGCUCAACGGGCUCACUCCGCCAAAUGUUGACCUAUUGUCUACCUACCAGUAUGAGAGGUUGGAUAUCGCUCGGCAGCUAAUCGAUUUCGACCGCGGGUUUUCUAAAAUGUUCUCUGGACGGAUCGGGGAUGAUCAUGGACUUACGCAUGAGCAGUUUCAGGACGCGUACGCGAAAAUGUGCGGGUUCACGAGUGGCUGUGGGAUCGAGUACCAGGAAGGAAUACUUGUGAAGAACGGCCGUGGACCGCUGAAGGAACGGGGGAGAGAAGUUGAGUAUUUGACGCCAGGGAGGAGGACGGUUAAUGCUAAAGUGAUGCGGUUUUGUGACGGGAAUCCUAGGGAUAUUCAAGAUGGUGACUCUUUGCCUCUAACCCUUCUUCCGCCCAGAUGCUAACGCUCAGAAGACCUCCCAUCAACAGCCCGUUACAGAAUUUUAACCCUGCUCCCCACCUCAUUUAAACACUCUCCCGACAAAUACGCGGACCUCCUCACGAAUUUAACCUCAAGAAUACCCUCGGCAUUCCCCCCAUCUAUGGUUGAAGUGCUCAUUUUCUUCCCAGGUGAGCGAGAGAACCUAGAAUGGGUUGACUUCCCCUCCAGUGUAAAGGAGGAAUCAGAGUGGCUGGUUUUCGGAGAUGGGUUUAGGGAGCUAUAUGCUGCUUGGGGGGUCCACGAGGAGGUUGGAGCAUUGGCGGUCGUGAGGCCUGACGGGUACGUUGGAGCUGUGGCGGCGGUGAAUGAGGUUGCCGUAGUCGAAAAUUGGUUGGGGAGAGUGUUGGCCAAGGUGGGAACUCUUGGAGUGAGAGUGCCUGGAUCUAUGCAGUAAGAAUCCACCCCGCUAGAGAGAUGAUGACCAAUUUAUUAACGAAAAGGAACCCCACCAUCUAGGAGGAGCAGACCCUAGCUACAAAUGCGGGUGCGGAUAGGCUAGGAUGUUUUGGGACGAGUAGUAGUUUCCUAACCUGUAACAAAACCAAAAGAGAAGCUCAAAAAAAAGUAAAGGAGGGAAAGGAAAAUAAAUUGAUAGAAUGUUAUAGUGCGAGCGGUUCACAAUAUCCCCUAGGCUGAAAGAAAAGUUCCGACAUGUGGAUGAGCGAUUCUGUAUACCAACAUAUGAUUUACAAGGGCUAGCAAAUAGAAAGCAUUGAGAAUAGAGUUUUUCCAGUAUCCUUCUC
This is a messenger RNA of Tuber aestivum (summer truffle), 2879 nucleotides long. NCBI's taxonomy places the organism in Eukaryota, Fungi, Ascomycota, Pezizomycetes, Pezizales, Tuberaceae. The record is from the annotation of a GenBank genome assembly.